This is a messenger RNA of Cordyceps fumosorosea ARSEF 2679, 957 nucleotides long. RefSeq lists its product as hypothetical. Lineage: Eukaryota; Fungi; Ascomycota; Sordariomycetes; Hypocreales; Cordycipitaceae. The record is from RefSeq and is a predicted model, not a curated record. The transcript has a single exon. Bases 1 to 957 code for a protein of 318 amino acids.
AUGUCGAAAUACUCGGCCGAGUCGGGGUCCCGUGCUGCUGCCGCUUACAUCCCAACUCGUGUCCUCAUCGGUCACUGGCUGCACUCGAGCGAGCCCGAGCCUAACCAACACGCCGUCUACGGCAUCCUCAGCCGUGAUGGCAAGCUACGCUUCAAGCUCGUGCCCGAGACCCGCGACGGUCGCGCCGUCCAGGGCAACUACCCGCCCUCGCGCGAGACUUGGGUCAUCCAUGAGGACAUUGUCUUCGAGUCCUACCUCUCCAACCUCAACCGCCUUGGCAUGAAGGAGUACUGCCGCGAGCGGGGCCGUCAAGUCGAGGCGGGCGAGAAGCCCGGCGGGCCAGAGAACGCCGCCAACAUCCUCAAGGCCGUCGACAAGGCCGAGCACGCCUGCGCCUCUGCUAAGCACGAGCGUCCCCGCAACCUGCGUUGGGAGCGCGAAAAGUGCGCCGACCGUCGCCGCGCCGUCCGCAUGGAGGGUUGGGCCUCGCGCCGCACCAGCAACGCCGACGACGCCGCCACUCCCACUACCACCGCCACCACCACCACUGACGCCGUCACCGCCGACACCUCUCUAGAAGACGCCGUCCUGGGCGCCACACCAGCCCAGGCCGGCGCCGGCGUCAGGAAGAAGCGCAAGAAGUACGGUGAGCGCCGCACCAUCUACCACCACGACCACGUCUCCGAGGCCGCGGUGGCGGCGGCUGCUGCAGCCGCGGCGGCCGCGGACCCAGACCGGUCGGCCUUUGCGGAUAGCAGCCGAGACUCCGUGGAGAUGAGCACCACGUCGUCGGUGACGGACAGCUCGGCCGAUGACACAAAACCCAAGGUCUACAACGGCUUCGUCUAUCAGCGCAGUCCGACCGGGCCCUUUGCGGGCAAGCUCACUGCAAAGGGCCAGGUGGUCUCCAUCAACGGCGAGGACUACGUCGAGUACCGCGUCCUCGCCAAAGUAUAA